UGCCAAAGUAGAGCGUGUGAGAGGAGGGAGUGCCAGUUCUCUUGUCUCGCUCACUCGCCCUCUCUCCCCCUCUCUUUCUCUUCCGUGUCGCGUCGGUUGUUUAAAGAACGUUUGUGCUUUCAACCCAGUGAGAAUCCGGUGACUCAUUCGCCUUUUGCUUGUGAGCAUGCUCUUUUUAAAAGAAAACGUUAGCAGUGCUUUUUCCCCCUCAGGUUCUUCUUUAUCGAUGCAGUUGUAUUUUAAUAUCAGCCUUUCCUUGUCAGGUGUUAUUUGUGGGUUUUGAAUAGAAACAGGUGUGACUAAAACAAAAAUAAACCUUUGGAUGACACAUGUAAUUGCAAAGCUGCAUGAGGAGUCAUUUACAAAAUGGGGACUAUGAAAAGCACAGAAUAUUUCGAGACUCCUUAAAAUACUACUACAAUACUGGAAAAAGAAAAGUCAAAAUUCGGGGGCACAGUCGAGAAGGCAACGAACACAUUUUUAUUGGUGAAGAAUUUUUCACGCUGGAUAAUCAGGAAAGAAAAUGAAAUAAGUGUUACAGAUUUAGAUACGCAUUAUUACUUCCUUUCGUAGGGUAAUUAUUUCAGUGUAUUGUGCUGCAGUGUCUCAGUGUGGUGUUGUUAUUGAUGUAUUUUAAGUGUCUGUGUGUUAAAUCUAAGGAAAUAAUGGGAAGAAGGUUUGUUAAGAAAAAGGCUAAAUGAAGGUAGCCUGAUCAGUGCCACAAGGCCUCCUCGUGAGCGCAUUCCCUCCCCCCAAUUAUGAGUGCCAGUAAAACUCUCGCAGUCUGCACUAGCCUCGGAAUUACCAUCCUCGACUCCAGGUCACUCUUCCUCCAGUCACCAUGCCUUGUCUGAAGUGGAUGGGAGGUGGCCCAUCCAGCGCUACGAACGAGCAUGAAUGGGUUGAGGAACGCGAAGGAGGAGGAGCAGCAGCAGCAGCGGCAGCGGCAGCAGAAGAUGGGGGAAGGGGAGGAGGAGGUGGAGGAGGAGUGGUGGUUGUUGGAGGCGAUAGCUCCUCAGGUAGCGACGUUAGCAGGCAAAGCGCUGUUAUCUCGCUGUGCGGCCUCCUCACCAAUCUUGCGGAGCGGCUCUCCUGCGGAAAGCACAAGAAGAAAAGACAGCGUGGCGAGGGGGAAGCUUUGGGGCGGACAGCGCAGAAUGGAUUGCUGGUGCGCAUGUUGGGUGAUGUAAAAGGUGGGACAACGGUAGAGACAUCGUUGACCCCCACUGUUGCAGGCAGUGCAGGAAGGGUGUCCUCCGAUGCCGGUUGGAGAAGCAGUGCUAUCCCCUCCUCAGCAAGUGCCCUGCCAUUCCCUAUGGGCGAUGGGGAGAUGAGUAGCAGUGUUGGUGAUGCUGAGGAAAGGCUCCUAAGGGGAGUUUCCCGGGGUUCAGGCUCUUACAGUAGGUUCCUCACAUUGCAUCGGCGGAGGAGAAGGAAACCACCGACACACCAGAUGGAGAAACACCAUAGGGCUCUUUUAGAUGAUCUCUACCAUGGGCCUACGCAGUGUGUACUGUCACAAGUGGGAGUAUGGGAAUUCAAUGCUUUUGCCCUUGAUAGUGUAUGUGGAGGGCGACCUGUUUCGGUGCUUUGCGUUUAUUUAUUACACAAAUAUGGCCUCAUCCAGCAUUUCAAUCUAGACACAGUUACUGUGUGGAAGUGUUUCAGUCUCAUUGAGGAUGGAUAUCAUGCUUCCAAUCCGUACCACAAUGCCAUACAUGCCGCCGAUGUUACUCAGGCCAUGCACUGCUAUUUGGAAGAGGAGAAGAUUCGAGAACAUAUGACUCCUUUUGAGAAACUUGCAGCUCUUGUUGCUGCUGUGUGUCAUGAUCUUGACCAUCCAGGAGUAAACCAACCAUUUCUUAUUGCCACAGAUAAUCACUUAGCUGCUUUGUAUAAGAACCUUAGUGUUCUUGAAAACCAUCACUGGCGAUGCGCAAUGGGUUGUCUGUGGGAAUCAGGGUUGUUGGAUUCCUGGUCUCCCGAUGAUGUCAAUACGCUUCAAGAUAUGAUCCGUUCUCUCAUCCUGGCUACAGAUAUUACAAGGCAACAGGAAUUCCUCACAAGAUUUCAGAAAUACUUAGAUGGAGAAAGCUUAGACAUGCGGGAUCCAGACCAUCGACAUUUCUGCUUACAAAUUGCUUUAAAAUGUGCUGAUAUAUGUAAUCCCUGCCGGCCAUGGGAUAUAUCUCGCAAGUGGUCACACAAGAUAUGUGAUGAAUUUUAUCGUCAAGGGGACUAUGAGAGACAGUUGAAUUUGCCUGUUACAUCUUCAUGUGACAGAUAUAUAACAUCAGUAGCAAAAAUUCAAACAGGCUUCAUCCGUUAUGUAGUUUCUCCAUUAUUCUCUGCAUGGAACUGCUGGCUUGGUACUGGGCUCUCCUCUUCCAUGGUAAACAAUUUGAACACCAACCUCACUCGGUGGGAAGAACAAUUGUCUGAUGAGGUUGCUAAACAAACUCCCAUAAGAAGCACAGUUGCAACUGAAGAACCUCCGAGAUUACCUAUUGAUGCUGAUGAGGAAGAUGUUGAUGAAGUUGAAGGUGGAACCACCCCUAGUAGCAGUGGAGAUAGUCAUCAGUCUGUACUGGGUUCUUUAGAGAAUGUCUCAAGAUCAUUGCAGUUAGGAAGAAGGCAUUCGGUGCCACUCAAUUUCCCUUGUUUGGUGCCUCGCACGGUUAUUAGGAGGGAAAGUUUGCCAGAAGAGGGGGGUCAACCAUUGGUAGUUGAAACUGUAAUGAUGGAAGGUGUUUCCUUGACUUCUGUCAGAUCCCGUUUAUCAGAUCCAAACACCACCCUCACUAGUGAAGCUCUCCUGCCAGAUCCAUCAAUUACUGCAAUGGGAGGGGUGGAUACAGGUAGGUCCCGCCAUUCUGGCGGCAGGCUGGCACGUCGCAUGUCUCUUCCCCCUCUUUGGGCUCACCAGCAUCGUAGUCGACCACUACACACAUUACAGCCUUUAUCACCAACCCCAAGUGAAGAUUCUACUACCCAAAGUGCUCAGGAAGAUUGUCCAGCAUCUUCAAAAGAAACAAAACCAAGAACAGAAGCUAUUGGCAGUUCUGCAAGGGGUACAGUUUUGGAUGGUAGUAGUAGUGUUCAUUGUAGUGGUGGUGGAAGUUACAGUAGUGGUGGGGACUGUUGUGAUGGAGCGGGAGGCAAAACACACAGGUCAACAAGGGGUGAACCAGUUAAUUCAGUUCGAGAUUGUGGGGUUCACAGUAGAAAUUCUAUUCAACAAAGUUAUCAAGGUGCUACAUUCCUUCAUUCAGACUGCUCAGAUAGUUCCCGUUACCGAAGUCGAAGUGGCAAGGUGCUUGUGAGACGAGCUUCACUUGAUAGCUCUAGCAGUAGCAGUAAACGAGAGUUCCUGGAUCGGUUGUACCAUGAGGGCAACAAGUUUGCACGUGUGGAGCAUCCAGAUCUAGAUGGAGAUAAAGAAAAUCAAGCACCCAGGGAACCACCAGUAAGCAGCAGAGAAAGGCCAGUGCCUUUGUGGAAAACGCGUGCAUGGAGGAGCCUUAACUAUGAAGAGGAGAAGGCCUGUGAUCCUAGAGAGAAAUUAGUAAAGCCAGGCAUUUAUAAGCUCAAUCAGUCUCAGGGAAGUAUGUAUGCUCAUGGUCGUCGUGGUUCUGCCCCACUUUUAAAACCAGAGGAGUUGUGGGGAGGACUGAGAGGGGGAGCUGAAAGGCCAGAUCAACAUUAUUUAUCUACUAGGAGAGGCUCAGCUCCAUCUCAACAGAUUCAUCAUGGGCAUAGAAUGCUGAAACUUGGGCAUGCUGGUGGAGGCUUGCUUGGGUCCAGUGGUGGUGGUGUUGGUGUUGGAGCUUUAGGAACUGUUGGUAUUGGAAAAACUGGCAACCUGCCCCCAUUGAAACGCCGUGCUUUUCAACAAUCGCUGAAUCGCACUAAUUCCUUCUCUAUCCUUGAACCUUUUAUUGCUUCCAUAUCAGGGUCAGAAAGUGAAGCAGGUGCGGAAGUUCCUGAGAGUCCCUUCACACCCCUGACAUCAACAGAAAAUCUUCCAUUUUGUGACAAUCCUUUUAGUCACUCCAGAUUGAGAGGUCGUAGAAGCUCCAUGCCAUUUGACAUUUCUGGUUGUAUUGAUGUAAACCAAGAUCCUGCAGUUGUAAAGGAUCAGCCAGAAAUUCGGUAUGGCCGUCGUGGAUCAGGUGGAUUAGAAAUGCUACCAUCAUUGGUGGCUAGAGCACUUCCUUCUCUCUCUACUGCUUGUGGAGGCCACGGGCUUUGUGGAGGAGGUUCAUCUAGUAUUGGCAUUCCAUCGUCAUUGUCGUAUCGUCAUAGAGACUCUCUCAGAGGAUCUGGAAGUUUGGAGCUUCUUGCUGGAUUAUGGAGGUCACAUUUGGAGAGUGGAAGCUCUUUUUUACAUGAUGAAGUUGACAUGUGUUCGCAAUCUUCUGGUGGAAUGACUCCUGGUACUCCUUGUGCCCUACCAACUCCUAGAAUUGCUACACCUUUCACUCUUCACAGACGUGGCUCACUGCCAACUGAUCUUUUUUACUCAGUGUGUGGGGUAGUGAGGGGACAUAGCAAUAUCAGUGCUCGGGCUCAGCGCUUCCGCCCCAUCCCUGUCCUUUUGCCAGCCUCCAGUGCCAAGCUUUCACCUCAUUCACUGUCAUCCCGCCCAUAGAUAUGAAGGAAAGGCUUUUCCUAUCAUGUAUUUUAGAGUGAAUGGAAUUUUUUUGUUUUCAUAAACAAGAAGUGGAAAAUCUUGUCCUCAAUUGCUAGGAAAAUAGUUGCUGAUAAUGGUUUAUCUUUGCCUUUCACUUUCAGGAAAGUAUAAAGACUGUGUUCUUAAAAAUUAUUUUAAGGGAGGGAUUUUCAAUAUUCAUAUACUUAUGAAAGUACACCCAUAAAGGUGAAUUAAGCAUUUUUUUUAACUAGUGCAAUAAUAGUGCAGUGACAUUUCAAAGUGGUAAAUUUUUUUUAUACAUGCAGUAUAUAUAUAUAUAUAUAUAACAUAUAUAAUAUAUUUUAUGAGCAAUUGGAUCUAAAAUUAGCUAAUCACUGUCUAUUUUUUCGUACACCUAAAAUAUUUAGUGUUUUAUUUAAUAAGAAAUUAUUUUUUUCUACCAUCAAUAGACAAAAGAUUGACAGUAAAUAGGGAUGACUUCUGUAUUAAAUGUUAACUUUUCUAAAUAAGUUAUUCAGCACUGACUGCAGGAUUACCAAACCUCCAAUCAUCAAGGCUGUGAUGAAAUUCAGUUUACCCUAACGGGUCUGAAGAGGCAGUCAUCAGAGAUGGACCAUUUUUUUAUAUAGUGGAUUGUGUACAUUAAUGCAAAUAAAAAAAUAUUUUGAUCAAAAUAUUAUUUUUAGAUUACCAUGAAUAGGAAUCAAAAUUUUAUCCCAGCGUAUGAGUUCAUUUUACAUAAAUCCUCCCAAGAUACAACCCUUGUCUUGAUACUGCUGAAUAAUAUAUUAUCAUGGCAGGUAAAGUAAUAAGCUCAAAUAAGCUCAAAGUUAGUACUAACGUCCACAUACAGCCACCAUUCUCUGUUAAGAUCUAGCUUGACAAUCUUGGUUCAUGUUAUACAUAAUGGAUACUGUUAAGAAGGUAAGACUAGCCAUUUAUAAUUGUCAUAUAAUGAGGUAUGUCCUUUUUAAGGAUGGCAUUUUAGUAUUUUUAACCGUGAUAUAGCAAAUUAACGAUGAUGUUUGUAUUGCAUACCACUUCAUGUCAAAUUUGUGCAUUGCAUGCAAAUUUCAUCCAUCCAAAAGACCAACAUAAAGUUGAGAAUUAUUCACCGGACUGAAUUUCAAUGUCAUGAACCAAAAUCUCUCAUCUCUUCUCUGUGUCCCUUUCUCUCUUUUAAUAUUUCCACUGAAAGGUAUUAAAAGUUUAGCUGUUCCAUCCUUUCAGUGAAGUACAAUUUCAACCAUUGUAAUUGAGUUUCUUCAGAGGUCGUGUUGUCGUGACAAUGUUCAACUCCCUCCCCAGUUUAUUUUAAAAGUGCAGCACUGUACAUUGCUGCUAUUGCAGUGUAUUACAGUCAUAAAGAUUUUGCAGUCUUAGUUGACUAUAUAUCUGAUUUUAAGUUGACUCCCUUUACUAUCAAAAUUAGUUAAUGGCAUUACUCAUGAAUGAUUCAGAGUUAUCUGCAUUGUUCAUGGAAAAAUAUUCACAAUAAUAUAUGGCAGUACAGUAGUUAAUUCAGACAUUCACAUUUCAAGUCUCUCCAUUAUGCUUUUGAGGGUAAAAUAGAAAAGCAUGCAAUAGAGGAGGCUUUCUGCAAUAAAUUACCUUUGCAAAAUCUGCAGCACAUAAUUUGGGGUUGAAGAUCAGUGGGCAAGAAUUGUGCACAAAAGUUAAGUUGUCUCUUAGGGUUGUAUCAAAAUAAAGCUCAGUCUAUUAUAAAUGUAAAUUUAGCAGCAGCCACUGUGACUCUUAAUUAGAGGGUGUGAGGCAUAGAGUUACAGUGUGCAAAAAACUGCCUUUUUUAAAUUCAUGUGCUUUAUUUGUUGUUUAUUAUGGUAUUUCUGUUUUAAGUUUGCUAGCUGUUGUAGGACUAAUGUUAACGAUUUAUACAUCUGAAGUGCAAUAUAUGAUAACAUGUAUAAUCUUGUUGUCUAAAGAUUUAUCAGUAUUUUCUAUGGUUCUGUGUAGAAGAAGUAACCCAACCAGCCAACCAAUCAAUGCAUGUAAAUGUGUACAUGUUAUAUCUGUAAUAAUCAAAGACGUGUGAUGAUUGGUGAUAAUCAAAUCAUUUAGCACAUUAAGCAGUUUAUGUUUAUUAAGAAAUGGGAAUCAUAUGAUAAAGCUGAUCAUUUUGAUCAAAUGAUUUUUAAUAAAAUAUAAUGUUUUGUAGCUAUGCAAUUGCUAGUUUGUAUGGUAUGACUGCUUUGAUGUAGAUAGCGUGGUACAGUACCUACAAUCUCAAUUUUUACAUGUUAAAUUGUUAGUAGAACUUUAUGCAAAUAACCUGUAGUGAAUUCAGUAAAGUUUAUAUUUUGCAUUAUUAUUUAUAUACAAUAUGUGAAAGACGGGAUGGUCAGGAGAAACAAGGAUGUCUCCUCUUGUGAUGAAAGGAACAUUCCAGUUCAUAUUGUUAACAUAGAUUUUCUUAACAUGAUCCUGUGCCAAUUGCAAGGCAGAUUUGCCUAAGUAUGUCAAUAUUUGAUUAACGUAAAUUUUGGUAGCAUUAUUUUGGCACUACAUCUUUAUAAAAGCAUCACGUUCCAUGAACAUAUGCACUAGAAAUGUAAUUUUGAAAAAUAAUUCAUGAUUCUUAUUGUUGUUUAUGGUUAUGGAUUUUAGUUGAUAUGGGGUAUUCAGCAUUGAAUUUGUUUCAAUAAAUGUGGGUAUUCAGUAUUGAAAACUAUAAUUAUCAAAGCUAAAUAAUUGAGUUUUUUUAAAGAACUGGUUUGAGCCUUAUCUGUCACCUGAAGAGUUGUCAGUACAUGAAAGUUUUGUUAAUGAUUUUGUACAAAUACAGAGCCAAUUUACUGUGUGUAAAUAAUGAAUAUAUUUCAUAACCCUACAGUCAUAAGGAAAUUUUUUAUUUUUAUCAUCCUAUGCAUAACCUUUGUUUUCUUUAAAAAAUAAAGUACAAAUUGGUCUUUUUUUAGAAUUAAUUUCAUAAUCUGGUUGUGUCAACAUUAUCCUGUCAUGUUUGUAUUAAUGCAGUAACGGUCUUGGACACUUCACUUAUAUGACGUUGCAGUACUAGUACUCAAGUAGAUUAUUUUUAUAUAUCAGAUUGCGCUAUCUCUCAAUAAUCUUUUUUAUGAUGCUAUGUAAUACUGUCAUGAGAAUAACUUUUGUGAGGUUUUUGAAAUAUAAGCAUUUCCUAUGUGGGUUAGUUUAGUGCUAUGUGCACUUGUUGUUGAAACUUAGAUGUAUUUUAACUUGUCCACUGAAUUGAGAGCCUAUUUUCUGACAAAAUAUUAAGUAACUUAAUGUAUACUAAAUAUAAAAACUGGGAAACAUCUAAGAUUCUAAAAAUACUGUUGUAAUCAAAUUUACUUGAGGUCUAUUCCCAGUUCUGGAUCUUUUGAGCUGUAAAUAUAACAUGACCAGGUGUUAUAUAGCAGGAGUAUCACCAUGUCAUUCUGUCUUUCACUUUCAUAAAUCCAAUGUUUACCAGACAAAAAUUAUGAAGUUGCAAGACAUAUGAUAUGCAACACUCUGCCACAUUAGUUACAUUGGUCAUUUAUUUUUUUUAUAGUGGCUGAUUUACAAUUGGAUUUCAGCAUAAUUUUGCUAUAAAUUUAUUUGUAACAAGUUCACUCAGAAGUUGGCAGGGCACAAGUUUCACUCAUGUUACAAAAUAUUUAAUUUUUUCACUUUGAUGUAAAGGAAGUUUGAUUUAUAUUUUUAUUAUAAUACAUAUAGUCUAAUUUUUUACUAUUCUUUCUUUGCGUAUUUGAUUCUUUACACUAAGGAUUUUAAUAUUUAAGUGCUAUAUUGUAUUGUAGAAGUCACCCAUGACUAUGAUUUAGUAAAAUCAUGCACAAAAGGCUGUUUACAGUCAUUAUAUGGGUACUUUUAAAAAAAGUUGAAACAGCCAAAUAGCUAUUAAGUAAAGCACCUAAACAAAAUGAUAAACUUAUUACUGGACAAAUGAAAGGGGAAUAAUCUUUACACUUAAAUGAAGUGUAUUGUAAACCAUUAAAUCUUUAAUAUUUGUGUAGUAAAAAUAAAAUUGGGAUUUUUUUUUUGCAUUCAUUCUUAUAUUAUUUCUUAACAGUACCUCAGAUGUUUGGUGCUGAUGUUUUGCUAUCAGUUUUGUUAAGGAAACUGUUCCUUCAGACCUCUUUAAUGAAGAAGCUUGCUUGAACACUAUAUACAAUUUAUGGUUACAGUAGUCUUCCUUCCCUAUAAUUUUGGAUAUAUAUAUUUUAUACUUUUUAAUUAUAUUAAUCUGUGCAUUUAACUUUUGCUAAACCUGCCAAAAUGAUAAGCAUUGAUAUUUUAGCAACUAGGAUGUAGAUAUGAUUUUCAUUUUCUAAUGUGAUGGUGUUGCAAAGAAAUUACCUACGUAUAUACUUUUUUAAUUGUUCAUAUAGUUUUAAAGUGGUUCUUGAUUGACCGGAAAAUUACCAUGAUCAUUUUAAGUGUGCUGCUUCUGAGUAUUCCAAUUGAUACACUUUAAAAUUAGAGGGGAAUUAAUGGCCCAAGUGCUCAUGUUGUAUUUGUGGUUGUUGUCCAGUAGGUAGCACGCACCAAUACCCUUAAAUAAUCCAUAACCCUUUCUAAGUUAAAAUUGUAUUAUUUCUGUAUAAAUGUAAAUUAACUUUUGAAUUGUGGAAAUAAUAGGGAACUAGUAGUUUUCACUGUCACAGAUUUUCCCUUUAUACGAUUGUAGGAUUACCAGAAUAUACUGGUGCAAUUUGUAACAUCCCCCGAAGUUUUUCAAUGUAAGAGGUUAAUUUUCAUCUAUCCUUAUGUGUAUAUUUACUAAAAUGACAAUUGGCUUACUGAAUAUUUAAAGUUUAAAUAAUAAUGAAAAUAGAAACUGCUUAUGUGUAAGAACUGGUUUUUUUUUUUUUAACUAUUAUGUACCAGUUAACCCUAAGUAGUGUCUUUGAGAAAUAGUAUCUACAAUAAAUAGCAUGAGGAAAAAAAGGUAUAAAUAUGUAUAGUGCAUUGGCUUGAAUAAUAAAAUAUACGCUGUCCAUUCUGUUCUCUCUUAUGAAAACAAAGUAUAUAAACCGUGAGCAGUUUUAUAUAUGAAACAUUAAUGUUAUGGAGAAUGUAUGUCAGCAUUUUAGUGGCAAAAUAUUGAAUUCAACUUUAUGAGAAUGCCUUACCAAUUUAGAACUGCUUAAAAACUAGAACUUCAAUUGCUCCUGUACACCUGGUAUUAAUACAGUACAUGUAGUGCUUUACUGAAAGCUGUAAUACAGUAGAGUAUAUAUUAGCAAAGCUUACUAAUGCCUAAAAUGGAUAUUUUUAGUUUCUUUGUCACUUUAAGCGUGUGCACAUUUCUCCGAGCAUUAUACCAUACACACUUCUGCCAAAAAUUCUUAACAUUGUCUCAUGAUACUUCUAAGAUAGGUAGAAUAAUAGGUGAAUACAAAGUGUAUCAAAUUAUACUCUUGAAAUAAAAAUGGCAGAUUUAUCUAAAUGAAAAUUGUACUGAUCAUUACGUACUAUAUUCUCUAUUAGUUAUGGUAUGAAAAGUGCAACCAGGUGUUUAGUGACAAGCUGUGUAUUGAUUAAUUUUUUUUCUUUUUUUUUCUUUAAAUAAACUACAAAUUAGAAAUUUGGAGAUGUUAACUAAUCUCAAAAUUGUUCGUUAAUUAUAUAUUUCAGUAACAGAAUGAUAUUCACUAAAUGUCUCAAACAUUCCACUAAAUAUAUUACUGUGCUUGUGUAAUUAAAAUGAUCUAGUUCUUUAGAGUGUAUAUUUAAAUGAUUUCAACAGGGAUUUAAUCACUUAUGGUUUGUAACCUUAUUAAAAAUUAACUGAAAACUAUACAUUACACAUAUUCUGGUAUUUCUGAAAAUAAAGGGAAAGACUGCAAAGGUGAAAAUUUCAACGGAACAUACUCGAAAAUAGCUGUAAAAUAUGCUCUUCAGCCAUUAUAUGUUGAAAAUGAAAUUUUUGUAUUACAUAGAAUCAUUGCAAAUAUUAUAUAUUUAGACCAAUGAUAA
Molecule: messenger RNA, 10621 nt
Organism: Macrobrachium nipponense
Lineage: Eukaryota; Metazoa; Arthropoda; Malacostraca; Decapoda; Palaemonidae
Exons: 17
Coding region: 842-4651 (1269 amino acids)
Molecular function (GO): 3',5'-cyclic-AMP phosphodiesterase activity
Source: RefSeq, a predicted model, not a curated record